Arabidopsis lyrata subsp. lyrata is the source of this 1045-nucleotide messenger RNA. RefSeq lists its product as uncharacterized. Lineage: Eukaryota; Viridiplantae; Streptophyta; Magnoliopsida; Brassicales; Brassicaceae. Bases 536 to 1045 code for a protein of 169 amino acids. The transcript is spliced from 4 exons. The record is from RefSeq and is a predicted model, not a curated record.
UACACCGGCUACCUGUACUGCAAAAAAACCUGAACAUCCUUCAUGUUCCCAUGCUACUGUAGGCACCGCAGAAACACAUUUGGGGUCAGAGGUAUUUUACCCAUCCCAACUAUGUUAUGUCCCUCAUUUUCUGUGCUAUAAUCCUCUAAUGUUCCAGCCACGUUCUCCUUGCUCCACUGCUCGGCAGCGCCAACCAGAGCCGCCUAGUACCUCCCCGGUGAAGCUACGAUUCCGUUUCUCGCAGAAAAGAACCCCUGCAAAGGCGUUCUCAUUACUUGAUGAAGCAAACCAUGUCUCUACUGCUAGACACUGCUCCACUGUGGUGCCUGAGAUGCCACCUUCUGUCCCUCCCGUCACCUCACAUCUUAACAAGCUCUCUGAGACGUCAGAGUCCUCCACCACUGCCGGGGUACGCUGUCUCGCUUCUUAUUCUUCUUUAUUUCUAUACUGUCAGUCUGCAAUGGCAGUCCAGUGACUUUUACGUCCUACCGUUCAUGACUCACUAGUGGAAGUGCCCCCGGUUGCUCCUGCUAACAUGCCACAACCCAUUUUAGUUGAUCCACCAACAGAAGCAUUACAUGGUUUCCCUCCCAUGGAUGCUCCUUCAGCAGUUAUGCCCACCACUACUGUUGACCGGGUCAUCCCUGUCCUCCCAUCACCAUCUACUCUGCCUACUAGUCGGCCCCAACCCCGUCGGUCAAAAAGGCUUCACUCUUCAGCAGCACCACAAGUUUCGACCCCUGCACCUGCUCCUAAGCUGCGUCUGCGUGAUACUUCUGAAGAUGUUAAGCUAAAAACCUCGUCCUCUUCUGUUAUUAGUACCCUUGCUAAGCCCUCCCCAACCAAAGUUACCGCCCUCAUGUCACAGCUUAGGCGGUACACAAAAAGCGAAUACAGCAUCUCUGGGAGUGUGUUCCCUGCAACAUUGUUCUUCGAUAUUUUAAAACCCCAGAAAUGGGUUUCAUCUAUGCACAUGGAUUUGUUGAUCGCAUUUGUUUGGGACACACAGUCCCUUCUUGAUCUCCCACCGGAUCACCAUACUUGA